Molecule: messenger RNA, 3165 nt
Organism: Brassica napus (rape)
Lineage: Eukaryota; Viridiplantae; Streptophyta; Magnoliopsida; Brassicales; Brassicaceae
Exons: 3
Coding region: 1-3165 (1054 amino acids)
Molecular function (GO): RNA-DNA hybrid ribonuclease activity; nucleic acid binding
Source: RefSeq, a predicted model, not a curated record
AUGUACAUCCCUGAACUGAGAGGCAUCAUUAGGUGGGCAAGAGAACACCAAGAUCAGAGUAACUUAGUGAUCAAGCAGAACCAGGAAGCUCUAGAAGCUGCACUCUCAAGUGAUAAUCCGGACCAGAGUCUCAUUGAUGGGAUAUAUGAUAUACUUCGCAAGUCGUAUCUAGCUGAGGAGCAGUUUUGGCAACAAAGAAGUAGAAUUCAGUGGCUCAAGCAAGGCGAUAGAAAUACGGGAUUCUUUCAUGCUGCUACCAGAACCAGGAGGAAAAUAAACGCCAUCCCGGUUCUAGAGGACGCACAAGGUGGAGCUGUCUACGAGGAACAUGAUAUUACUCGAGUGAUCACUGAUUAUUUCACUCAAAUUUUUAAGACCAACGGCAACAACUCCUUCACACAGAUCCAAGGGCUCCUCAGCAACAAAGUAACACCGGAGAUGAAUGAGGCUUUGAUUGCUAUACCGAGUGAUUCGGAAAUUAGAGAAGCUGUGAUGUCCAUAAACGGGAACAAAGCCCCAGGACCCGAUGGGUUUUCAGCUACAUUCUACCAGUCCUACUGGCAUAUAGUGGGUGAAGAUGUGGUAAAAGACGUUAAGAAUUUUUUCAGCUCGAGUUACUUACACCCGCAGCAGAACGAAACUCACAUCAGGCUUAUCCCUAAGAUUACGGGGCCGAGAUCAGUGGCGGACUAUCGUCCCAUUGCUUUGUGCAACACCCAUUAUAAGAUCAUUGCAAAGCUUCUUACCCGGAGACUCAAACCGCUCCUGCCCAGCCUCAUAUCCCCCACCCAAUCAGCGUUUGUUUCCGGUCGUGCGAUCUCGGACAACGUUCUUAUUACACAUGAGACUCUCCACUUCCUACGAACCUCAGAGGCAAAGAAGAGGUGUACAAUGGCUGUGAAAACAGACAUGAGUAAGGCCUAUGACAGGAUAGAAUGGGGUUUCGUCAGGGAGGUACUAAAGCUACUCGGCUUCGAUCCAAUUUGGAUAACAUGGAUCAUGGCGUGCAUCGAGUCUGUUUCCUAUUCUUUCUUGAUAAAUGGUGCACCGCAAGGAUUAGUAAAACCCUCCCGAGGUCUUCGGCAGGGAGACCCGCUGUCCCCCCACAUCUUCAUACUAUGCACUGAGGUUCUCUCAGCUUUGUGCGCAAAGGGUCAAGCGGACGGGUCGCUUCCGGGAGUAAGGGUAUCAAACAACAGUCCACCAAUUAAUCACCUUCUCUUUGCGGACGAUACCAUGUUUUUUUGCAAAUCAAAACCGGCAUGUGUUACAGCUCUGAUGAAGAUCCUAUCUAUCUAUGAGGCGGUUUCGGGUCAGCGGAUAAAUCCUCAGAAAUCUGCGAUUACUUUUUCGGCCAAAACACCCGAUUCCACUCGAGCGCGGGUCAAAGAGACCAUGGAGAUUUAUACCGAAGGAGGUGUAGGUAAAUAUCUCGGCCUUCCCGAACAGUUCGGACGCAAAAAGCGAGACAUCUUUGCAUCUAUCCUUGACAGGAUCCGACAAAAGUCUCAUAGUUGGAGGGCUAAAUUCUUAUCUGGUGCCGGCAAGCAAGUGAUGCUCAAGUCAGUACUCUCGGCCAUGCCGUGUCACGCAAUGUCUUGCUUCAAACUGCCACUCUCCCUAUGUAAGCAAAUACAAUCCCUUCUUACUCGGUUUUGGUGGGAUGCAAAUCCGGAAAAGAGAAAAAUGUGUUGGGUUGCUUGGGAUACACUGGUUUUACCGAAAUACGCAGGAGGACUUGGUUUUCGAGACAUUGUAACCUUUAACGAUGCUCUCCUUGCAAAAAUCGGCUGGCGUUUAAUCAAAGAUCCGCAGUCUCUACUGGCUAAGGUUCUAUUAGGGAAAUAUGCUCAGAACACCUCUUUCUUGGAUUGUCCUAUAUCAGCCUCAGCCUCACAUGGAUGGAGAAGUGUCCUAGCCGGCAGAGAUUUACUUCGGAAGGGCCUGGGCUGGGCAGUCGGGAAUGGUGAGCAAAUUAGAGUUUGGGAUGCGCCCUGGCUCUCCUUCAAAUCGCCAUGUCAACCAAUGGGACCCUCCACAUUUGAAACCAAGAACCUGAUGGUUAGCGACCUUUUGUGCCCCAUAACAAACAGAUGGGAUGAGGAGAAGAUCAGAAGAUUCUUACCUCAGUAUGAGGACAUUAUUUUGCAGAUAAAAACCAGUUCAACUAUAGCCACUGAUACAUUGCUCUGGCUACCGGAAAAAACAGGAACUUACUCCACAAAGACAGGUUAUGGCGUGGCGAUUUUAAGUACUCGGCCGCUGAACCUUGUGAAUGAACCGAGUGGUGAGAAAAGCCAUUCCGGUCAGCUCAAACCUGGAAAGGGAGGCUUGCCGAGUUUUAACUGCAAAACAUGUGGAGCUCACGAAGAUGACCUUCACGUUUUCCUCAAAUGCCCACUGGCGGAGGAAGUCUGGAACCACAUUCCGACUCUCCAUAGACCUUCAAGUUCCCUUCCAUCUGUGGCAGAAUUGAUUAAACAAGGUGGUACGCUUACUCCUCUACCACCUACUGGCUCAUCUUCCCCAUUGUGGCCUUGGGUUUUAUGGAAUUUAUGGAAAGCUAGGAAUAAGCUGCUGUUUGAGAACAGGAUGUUCACAGCUAAAGAGAUUGUACUAAAGAGUAUUAAAGAUGCCAAAGAGUGGAGUCAGGCACAAGUUAAUACUGGAGCUUCAACGCCUGUGUCGCCUCUCUCAAAUCGAUCGCCCCGCCACUCGCCAUGCGCCCCCCCGUCCUUCCAACCAGACGUGUUAGUCUGCAGUGUUGAUGCGGCUUGGGACAUUCACUCGGGAAGGUGCGGUAUAGGCGGCAUUUUCAACAGUACUUCACUGAUGGCUCCCCCCAACAUCUCGGAAGCACAUAGUCACGUAUCAUCAGCUUUAAUGGCCGAAGCCAUUGCUGUCCAUCGAGCGGUAUCUCUUGCCGUCUACUCAAACGUCCGAUCCCUGGCAGUUCUAUCUGAUUCUCUAUCCCUGAUCAACUUGCUGAGGAAGGGAGAGUACCAAACUGAACUGUUCGGUAUCAUGUUUGAUAUCUAUCACUUUAUGUCUCUAUUCGAUGUUAUCUCCUUUCAUUUUAUCUCUCGAAACUUCAACUGUGAGGCUGAUUGUGUGGCAAAAUCAGCUCUUACAAUGUCUGUAACAAACCCCCUUAUUUGUGGGUAG